AUGUCAUGGCCAACACGGUGGCGGCUCCUCUGUCUGCUUUCUGUCCUCGUCGCACCCGCCUGGGCAUGGUCAGGCACGGGCCACCUUCAUGUGGCGAUGGUCGCGCAAAAGGUCCUUACAGAAUCGAAUCGGCUGCAGGUGCGAGACCUGCUUCAUGGAGAUCUCGUGGACUUUGCCCACUACGAGCAGAAGCUCCACGCGCAAGCUGCAGCGCCGAACAGCGCAGCCUGCCAGUUCCAUUCGCAAACGCCGGAGUGGAAAUGCCAGGACGGCAUCGGCAUCAACGGUCAGGUGCACUGUGAUGGCUCCGAAAGCAGCCAUUUUUCACUGCUGUGUGCACUUGCCUACACAUUCGAAAAGUUUGCCCAUGACAUGCUUCUGGUGGAGUUCCCAAAGACGGACUUCAUCAGGAUGGCUUCAGGCAAGGUGGAGCGCUUCUGGACAGACCUCAAGGCAAAUCCCGAGCUGAGUGGCUACGCCGAAAUGCUUACGUCCCCCGAGGAUGAGCUGCGAUGGCUGGCGAUUUUCCUCGGAGACAUGCACCAGCCACUGCACUGGCUCCGUGGCGAGCACGACUACGGCAGGAAUCUCACCGUGAUUCACAACGGCAAGGAGCAGAGCCUCUACGACUUCUGGGAGCAGGAGUUGCCGCUGCUCUUCCACAUGCACAACUUCCAAGCCGCCGCUAGCAGGCUAAAGCGCGAGCAGAAACUGGAGCCAUUCAACGUCCACCCCAGCGACGUUUUUGCUGAGUGGGGUCGGGAGUUGUCUGCGCUCGCCUGCCGCGAGAUCUACGGGCUUCCUGAGCUGGCUGGCGCUUCAGGAGCUGCCCUACGCCUCAACGAAGAGAUCCUUCAGCGCUGGCGCGCGCUCUACGAGGACCUCGUUUUGAAGGCCGGUUUCCGCCUGGCCCGGACGAUGCGCGAGCUGCUGACGCACAGGAAGCACGCUGCUGGGCAGCAGCACGGCCGUGGCCUGCAUCGCCCACGCCGACAUGCGGCGCGCCAUUUUGCGAAGAAUGCAGUGAUCGCCGUGCCGACUGUGGCAGCGCUAUUGCUGUUUUUCCGCUUCGACUUCCGUGGUGGUGUCUUGGCCCUGCAGAAGCAUCUGAAGACAUGA
Molecule: messenger RNA, 1119 nt
Organism: Symbiodinium sp. CCMP2592
Lineage: Eukaryota; Dinophyceae; Suessiales; Symbiodiniaceae
Source: the annotation of a GenBank genome assembly